This is a messenger RNA of Aspergillus affinis, 1101 nucleotides long. RefSeq names its product alpha-hydroxy acid oxidase. The transcript has 9 exons. NCBI's taxonomy places the organism in Eukaryota, Fungi, Ascomycota, Eurotiomycetes, Eurotiales, Aspergillaceae. The record is from RefSeq and is a predicted model, not a curated record. The coding region runs from base 1 to 1101 and encodes 366 amino acids. Gene Ontology annotation, molecular function: oxidoreductase activity; FMN binding.
AUGCCGGACGCCCAAAGCUCUCCUCACUCCGACAUCCUCACGAUACAUGACCUGGCCAAGGAAGCUGAAAAAGCACUUCCUUGGGCCCAUGCUCAGUACUAUAAUGGAGGUGCCGGAGAUAUGCUGCGCGACAACGAAGAUGUAUAUAACCGGUAUAAGUUGCGUCCCCGGGUUUUGAGGAAUGUGAAAGAAGUCGACAUGAGCUCUGAGAUAUUUGGCGUCAAGGUCCCGUCCCCCCUUGGCUUCUCCCCGACUGCCGCCCAUAAGCUCGCCACGCCGGCGGGUGAAAUCGCAACUUCCCGAGCGGCUGCAAAGAAUGGAAUACCAAUGUGUUUAUCUACCUGGUCAACGACCCCAUUGGAGGACGUGAUUGCACAAGGGACCGGGAACCCCUACGCUAUGCAGGUAUCGUUUUUCGCGGAUCUUGUAGUAACAGAGCGAAUUAUUAGAAAGGCCGAGAAGGCUGGCUACAAGGCUCUGUUUGUGAGCGUUGACCUUCCGGUCUUGGGCAAUCGAGUCAGCGAGGCACGGAUGAAGUUCUCAUUUCCGUCCCACCUCAGUUUCCCCAACAUUCAAGAAAAAGACGGUGAUCUCAUGGCCAUAUACGGCGCUGGCUAUGAUCCCUCGAUUCAUUGGGAGAAGUCAAUUGCGUGGCUCCGGAACAACACAAAAAUGCAAAUCUGGCUCAAAGGAAUCGUGACGCCGGAGGACGUUCAACUCGCCAUUGAUUACGGCCUCGAUGGCGUGGUGAUAUCCAACCAUGGAGGCCGACAGCUUGAUGGACAACCGUCGACGCUCGAUGCGUUGCGCGAGUGCGGACCUGUGGCCCGCGGAAAGAUUCCACUUGCGGUUGACGGUGGCAUUCGACGCGGAGCCGAUAUGUUCAAAGCCAUUGCUAUGGGAGCGAGCAUGUGCUUCGUGGGACGUAUUCAGAUCUGGGGACUAGCGUAUGCUGGAGAGUCUGGCGUCAAGCACGCCAUUAAGAUUAUUCUUCAAGAAUUCAAGCACACUAUGAUGUUUAUGGGAUGUCGGACUAUUGCUGAUAUCACGCCUCAACACCUAUCGGUUCUUCAUGAGAACGGUAUUUUGUCCAAGCUAUGA